UUAGAUUGUGAAGUGCACACUUGCAACGGUAAACGUAUGUCUCGCGUUAAAUAACACGCAGGAUACUCGGCAGUGGCGCGAUUCGUUCUACGCUUUAGCAUGCAUUUUACCGAUACCGUAAGAUGCUCAUCAGAUGCUUCAGGCUCAAGAGAAUCUACUGCAAAGUGCUCCUUCUUUUAACGGUGUUGGCUACAGUUUGCUUGCUUUUGUACUUAAGGUCGAAACUGCCUAAUUCGCCUGUCCCUAGUCGGUUGGUUUCCAAAGAGAAUUACCCCUUUGAGCAAAAGUUACUUGCAUGGGAAUCCAAAAUCAUAAAGGGACUAGGAGAUGAAGGGGAGCCUGCCUUUCUUGAUGGCGAGGACGCCAUCGAGGGCGAGAAAGCGCUUAAAAAAUACGCCCUCAAUACAGUGCUAAGUGAUCGAAUGCCUUUAGAUAGGAAACUGAGGGACCCUAGGAAUAGGAAGUGCAAAGAUUUGAAAUACUCUCCAACAAUCAAAGCUUCGGUUAUUGUGAUAUUUUAUAAUGAGCUCAUGAGCGUGAUAUUGCGAACAGUAUGGAGUGUGAUUUUACAAACUCCUAGUCAUCUUCUGCAAGAGAUUAUAUUGGUAGAUGACUGUAGUACUGAUGAAAACCUUAAAGGGCUGUUGGACCACUACAUAGCUACAAGACUGCAAAACUACAAUAUAAAUGUAAUAAGGCUUAAGCAUCGUUUAGGUUUGAUUCGGGCUAGAUUACAGGGUGCCAGAGAAGCCACUGGCGAUGUACUUAUAUUUUUAGAUGCUCAUUGUGAGGCAACAAAAGACUGGAUCGAGCCGCUCUUAUCCCGAAUUGAGGAAGACCACACAGCAGUCUUAGUGCCAAUUAUAGAUGUCAUUGAGGCAAACAACAUGGGUUACUCCACAAAUGGGGACUCCAGCUUCCAAGUUGGAGGAUUUUCGUGGUCCGGACAUUUCACGUGGAUCGACAUCCAGGACGAGAAUGACAAAAACAAGGUAACCCCCAUCAAGUCUCCCACAAUGGCCGGCGGGUUGUUUGCCAUAAACCGAAACUUUUUCUGGGACAUUGGGUCCUAUGACGAGCAGAUGGACGGAUGGGGCGGCGAAAACUUGGAAAUGUCGUUUCGGAUAUGGCAGUGCGGGGGACGGUUGGAAACAGUGCCGUGUUCACGAGUAGGCCACAUCUUCAGAGACUUCCACCCGUACUCGUUCCCCGACGACAAAGACACCCACGGCAUAAACACCGCCCGUCUGGCCCACGUUUGGAUGGAUGACUACAAGCGGCUGUUUUUCAUGCACCAACCCGCACUGGAGAACAACCCCAUCGUCGGCGACUUAACCCAUCGGAAACAGUUGAGGCAAAAAUUGAGGUGCCAAACGUUCAAGUGGUACUUGGACAACGUCUAUCCGGAAAAAUUCGUACCGGACGAGAACGUGUCGGCUUACGGACAGGCUAGGACCGAGUUCGACAUGUGUCUCGACGAUCUGCAGCUGCCCGACGACAAAGUCGGACCUCUUGGACUGUACCAGUGCCACCAGUUCCUGGCUGUAUCACAGUACUUUUCGUUGAGUCGGCGCGGCGAGCUGCGCAAAGAGAACUUCUGCGCAGAAGUGUUCAAUAAACGCGACGUCCAGCUGACCGAGUGUCACGGACACAAGCGCGAGCAGUACUGGAUACUGUACAAGAACGGUACCGUCUACAACCCGGCGACGAGGAAGUGCCUGAGCAGCGACGGUGUCGAAAUGGGCAAGGGGGUGAAGGUGGAGAGGUGCAGGGGCGGCGUCUUUCAGAGGUGGGUGUUCACGCACGUUAAUGCCACCGCGCUUCCGGGAUGACGGUUAUUUUUUUUUUGUUACGAAUUUUUUAACGAUUUUGCGAGAUGAUUUGUAGAGGAGGACAGGACAGCACAGGAGGGGCCCGCGAUAUGGUUAACAGCAAUAACUUCGGUAUUUUUCUGUUCUCAAUAUAAAAAUCUAAGUUUCUCAGGCGAGCUAUUCAAGAAUCGUUCUUAAGACAAGUACAAUAUCGCAAUCAUGGCUCUGCACUAAGCGUGGCUUAUCGAUGCUCUACUAUAACAAGUGUCCCACCCAGCUUAGUAAGCAAUGCACAAUUAUUCCAACAGAAAUUAAUUUGACUGGAGAGCUUUGGUACAUCCAUAGAAAUAAAGUAUCAAAUAGGCAUUUUGACUUAUAUUAAGUAUUUACAUUUUCUGGCGUUAAGUUUCUAGAAAUUUUAACAAGAACAAUUAUCUUUGCAUUUUAGAGAAAAGUAAUAAAUCCGCAAUGGUAAUUAAAGUCGCCUGUAUUUUAAAAAUACAAAAUGCAAAAGGCAAACUAAAAAUUUCAAAUAUAUAUAUUGCAGUCAAAGUGUACAUUCCGGUCAAAUGUAUGCAUUUACUAGCCAAUGCAUACAUUCACUUCCCAUUUUAUUGGAAUGAACACCUUAACUAGCAACUGCAUACAUUAACUAAUUAAUGCAUGCAGUUACUAACCAACUGCCGUCAAAGCGUUAAUUGAUGAAUUUCAAAAUAAAAUUUAGUUUUGCAAAUAAAAAAAUUUAUUAUUGACUCUAUGAUUAUUGCACUAGAGCUAGUUAUAACAUAAAAUACAAAAGCACCUAACAUAGAAAGAAAAUAAUUUGAAACACAAACACAUUUAUAAAUAAGAAAAACACUUU
Messenger RNA from Cylas formicarius (sweet potato weevil), 2673 nucleotides. RefSeq names its product polypeptide N-acetylgalactosaminyltransferase 1 (gene Pgant1). The transcript has 6 exons. The record is from RefSeq and is a predicted model, not a curated record. NCBI's taxonomy places the organism in Eukaryota, Metazoa, Arthropoda, Insecta, Coleoptera, Brentidae. Gene Ontology annotation, cellular component: Golgi apparatus. Bases 123 to 1832 code for a protein of 569 amino acids.